Molecule: messenger RNA, 390 nt
Organism: Triticum turgidum subsp. durum (durum wheat)
Lineage: Eukaryota; Viridiplantae; Streptophyta; Magnoliopsida; Poales; Poaceae
Source: the annotation of a GenBank genome assembly
AUGCGAUGGCAGGAGCAGCAGCUCGGUGACUCCAACGAGCCAUGGGCGGCGGACCCUGAAGGUAGGGCCGACGAAGACGGCAGCAACGGGCGAGGGGCACCUGCCAGACUACAGGCACCUUGCGGGCGGCAGCGCGAGGCAGCAGCGGCGACUCAUGGCCAGUUGGCCCAGCGGCUUGUAGUGGUGGCUCAAGGCCGUUUGGCAAGGAUGCCUGCAAUGGCGGCUCAAGGCCGGUCGGCGCGGGGUGGCUCUCCGCAAGGCUUCAAAGCUAACCACAAUUCCGAUCACAAUUGUUGGCUCUUCCACACUUUGACAAAGCGCAAGCGGCUCGACACCCUAGGAAAGAUCCCUCCAAGAACUCAACACCACCGUGCGCAGGCCCCAUGGUAG